GAGGAAACAAAGUAGAGUCCUUUUUAAUGAGUUUUAUUCAAUCCUAAUAGUGAGAGACAAAAGAAUGCAACAAGCUUUAACAACGGUGUUGCUCCAAACUGGGCUCCUCCUCCCUCCUUUCUAGCAACAGCACCUUCCCUUACGGUGGCCACUUGUGAUCAAAUGUCUUUGAGUCCUUUGUUCCUGUACUCUUAACAAACACCAUGUUCUGAGAGAUCUCUCUAUGAGCUGUGACUUUCCUCAAACCCCUCAAAGCUCUGCUGUAAAUCAAGGCUGUCUCCCUCUUCUCCUGCAACAUCUCCUCCUCCAUCUCCUCCUCCAUCUCGCCCUCUUCAGUCCGAUCCCUGAUAGGGAACUGCUUGAAUCCAAUGCUGCCAUGGCUCCAGAUAACUCCUAGAUUGUGCAGUUCCAGGAUAUGCCUACAUAAUCCUUCCACCUCCUUUGAAACCAGAUGGGGUAUACACCUAGGAAGCUCCUAUAACUAAAUGGUCUUUCAACGUAUCAUUGCUUUGUGUUGAGGCCUCCAUACCGGACGAAAUAUACAGCUUGCAUUGAUGGUACAUGAACGUAAAAAAAUGCUAUACUCCAGGCAUGUCCAACAGGUCGAUCACAAUCUACUGGUCGAUCAUGGGGUGCUUCUGGCUGAUCCUGGUUGAUCGUGGGAUCCUUAGCUAUUGGCAACCCCCCAAAAACCCUCCCUAAAAACAGUUCAACAGCUGUAGCCAACCCUCCCUAAAGAAAACUCAAAAACUCUGGUCAAUCCUCCCUAAAAACAGCUCAACAACAACUCUGGUGAAAGCUCCCCUUCCGCCCAAUGACAAUGGGUAGAUCACUGCCAGAUUAUUAUUAUUUUAUAGUGGGAGUAGAUAGCUCUCUUGGGAGUUGGACGUACCUGCUAUACUCCAUUUCAACAGCUUCAGGGUUUGCACGCACCAGCAAGGAUUGUGGAGUUGUUAAGGUUUACUCAGGCUCUCCCUGAAUCUGUUUACACAGCUAGAGCAUCCCAGGCAAUUGUACAGCCCUUCCUAUUCAUGCUCCUAUUGACCCACCAUCUUGGGUCAAUCUCAGGUCACCAUGUGCCUGCUAUGAGUUUUGAACUCUGUCUGAUGGCCUCAGUUACACUGUCAGGGUCACCUCUCCUGUGAUGGACAGAGGACAGGCAAGUGACCAUGUUCCUAAGAGGCAUUUUACUUCCUUUGAACUCAGUUUAGUUUGAUCCUGUAAGCAAAUCCAAGACAGAAGCAAUUGAAGUGUUUCUCAGGUUGGAAUCACACACUAUAGGAAACAAGUCCUCCAUUUCAUUGUUGGACUAAAACAAUAUUGGCCUGAAUCCAGCUUUUAAUUUUAUUCAGCUAGUUGCAGGGACAACUGGUGACCACAUAUGGGAUGCACAACUUGCGUCCACAUUGCAGAAUGCGCUCAGAAAAUUCAGUAUGCCCCAGAUGAGCAUUGGGAUAUGGGUACACAUCCAAGUAUGCACUGAUUUGCAAGUAAAUCGGAUGUGCACAACAAAGACUGUGCAAGGAUCUGCCUUGCUAGAUUGUAGCGAUCAUUUUUUUCCUAAUGCAUUUUGUAAACCAGGGCUCAGCUAAAUUGGAAAAACAAAAACAAAACAUUAUAAAUGCAUUAUAACAUUGUGACACCAGGUGGUGCAGUAGAGCUGAAAUUGAAACUUCAUGAAAUGACCCAUUGUGAACUUUAAAACGGUUUUUUUUGGGGGGUGUUUUAGAGUGUUUUUAUAGCUAUGUAGAUGCAGUCCCAAAGCUAUAGCAAAAAAUAGUUAAAUAAAUACUAAUUGUCUAUUAUAUAUUACCCUAAAUCUUUCUCUUGAAUAAUGUCAGUAAAAAAAGAAUUUAGCUAUUUUUCUUCUGGAAGUUUAAUAAUUUGAACAAUUUUUGUGGUUACUUGGAUUUGGGGACUUUUUAGCUUUUUUCCUUUAAGCUUUCUUUCAGCUGGCAUUUUACUUUCAGAUAUGCUUACUGUCCUUUUAAGUUUAGAUACAGAUUUUGAAUAUGCAUCGGAUCAUAAUGCAAUGUCAUUCUGUUUGCCAGAGGACAAAAUAGCAUGGCAAAGGUAACAUAAUUUUGUGUUGCUCUAACUGGAGUUCCUUGUAUCUCAGCAGUCAGUCCUCUGAAAUGUUAGCCUGACUAGCUUUCUCUGACCUAAUGCCAGAUUAGGGGAUCACUCUCACACAGCGACUGGAGUGAUCACACAGAAAGCCAUAUGCAGUUUGCCCGUCUCUGAACAGAGUGUUCUGAGAGUCAACAUAUUGCGAAGGCGGAACCUUUAAAGCAGAAGGUACAGUUCUGUUGACACUGAAGACGCCUCGGGGUUUUGUGUGUGUGUACUUGAAAUCGCUGACAGCUCAAAUGGAUCGCAUGGAACUGCGAAAAGUCAACACAGACCUUGAUGAGGAGAGCAACAGCGGCGACAGCACAGAAGACACCUAUACCGACAUGGGAGACCCAGAAAAGGCCACUAUUAGCAGUCACUUUGUUGGCGAUGAUGCCGAAAGUCAGAAGUUCCUUACCAAUGGCUUUCUGGGCAAAAAGAAAUUGGAAAAUUAUACAGAUGAAUAUAAUCCAGGAGAUAUUUCAUUUGGAAUGUCAUCAUUUAACCUGAGCAAUGCCAUCAUGGGCAGUGGAAUCUUGGGGUUGUCCUAUGCCAUGGCCAACACUGGAAUCAUACUUUUUGUAAUCCUGCUGCUCAGUGUAGCCAUAAUGUCUCUCUAUUCGGUUCACCUGUUGCUGAAGACAUCCAAGGAAGGAGGUUCACUAAUAUAUGAAAAAUUAGGCGAAAAGGCAUUUGGAUGGCCUGGAAAAAUUAGUGCUUUUGUUUCGCUUACGAUGCAGAACAUUGGAGCAAUGUCAAGCUACCUCUUCAUUAUUAAGUACGAACUUCCAGAAGUACUCAGAGCAUUUCUAGGGCUUGAAGAGACUUCUGGGGAAUGGUAUCUAAACGGGAACUACCUUGUAAUAUUUGUGAGCAUCGGUGUGAUUCUUCCACUUUCACUUCUGAAGAAUUUAGGGUAUCUUGGUUAUACAAGUGGAUUUUCACUUACCUGCAUGGUAUUCUUUGUAAGCGUGGUCAUCUACAAGAAAUCCCAAAUACCAUGCCCUCUCCCAGUCUUGGGCAAUGGUGCUGGCAAUUGGUCCUACAACAGCACCACAGCUCCAUUGCAUGUCGUGAUGCUACCCAACGAUUCUGCCAAUUCCGAAGUAAACUUUAUGUUGGACAGCACCUACAAGCAGUAUUCCGGUUUUGAAGAAGCCAAAGAUAAGAUGCAUCAGAGUGGAGUAGAAUAUGAAGCCCAUGGAGAGGAGGAUGAGAAGUGUACCCCCAAAUAUUUUGUGUUUAACUCACGGACUGCCUAUACAAUACCGAUCCUGGCCUUUGCGUUUGUGUGCCACCCUGAAGUGCUACCCAUUUACAGCGAACUGAAAAACCGAUCACGAAAACGUAUGCAAAGCGUUGCCAACGUCUCCAUCACUGGGAUGCUCGUUAUGUACCUCCUUGCUGCUCUGUUUGGCUACCUGACUUUCUAUGGCGAAGUGGAAGAUGAGCUGCUUCAUACCUACACCAAAGUGUACACUUUUGACACCCUGCUUUUGAUGGUUCGCCUCGCUGUACUUGUGGCUGUGACCCUGACUGUGCCCAUAGUCCUGUUCCCUAUUCGUACUUCGGUUACUGCACUCUUGUUUCCCGGAAGGCCCUUCAGUUGGAUAAGACACUUUUUGAUUGCUGCAGCAGUCCUCGCCUUCAAUAACGUCUUGGUUAUUUUUGUCCCUAGCAUUAGAGACAUCUUUGGAUUCAUAGGUGCCUCUGCUGCCACAAUGCUGAUCUUUAUUCUUCCUGCUGCUUUUUAUCUCCGGAUUGUCAAGAAAGAACCUUUCAGGUCCCCUCAGAAGAUCGGGGCUCUGGUUUUCCUGACUGUCGGUGUCAUCUUUAUGAUUGGAAGCAUGACACUAAUUCUCCUGGACUGGAUUUACAACUCUCCAGGUUCCAAUCAGCAUUAAUCUGGAAGAAGAAUAGAAAAUAUUUGUUUUUUCUUUCGUGUUGGAAAUGGUUGAAUGCUAUCAUCCAAAACAAGAGGGGAAAAGACUUUUGACACAUAGAAGGGGACAUUGCUUCUAGUCAAUAACUGCAAAAUUCCAAAGACUUUUACUAGUAAUGCCACUAGGAGGAUCCUAUGGAAUAUUCAAGUGCCCUUUAAUAAGGGAUUGUUAUUUAUGCGAUAAAGCCUGUGCCAAACUCUUCUGGACCAGGAUAGAAUAAAAAUGUGUAUAUAGUCCUUGAAACAGACUGUUACUGCUAUUGUUGUUUUGAUAACCACAGUUUCUAGAAUACGGAGACAACGUAGUAGCUCAGACGUUACCCUAGUGCCUUGUAAAAUUGUCUGUGGGUAUGGUUUAUUACAGAAUAUGUUGCACUCUAAUUCUAGAUAGAGGCUGGAAUAUUUGGGAGUUGUUCAAAAGCUAAGACCAUCAACAGCUCAAAACUGAGUGUGUGUAUAUAUGUAUGUAUAGUGUGUAUGCAUGUACAUAGACACAGAAGGGAAGAGAAAAUAAAAACAACAAUUGUGUUGAAUGGCUGUUCAUAAAGUUAACAAGUACGGUCAAGUUGUGAGCGCCAACCCUUUGUAAGUAUUUUACUUAUCAAGCAAUACAUUAUAUGGACAGGUGAUCACAGAAGUGCUCAGUGUUGAAGGUGCACAAGCAUGGUCAAUUCUUGGCCAUCAUAACUUUCAGCAAUCUCCUAUUCCUGUUACAAAAACUGGCUGCCGUUGCUUUUGAUGCGGCGUAACUGUCUCAUCUCUCUCAGCAAGUUGCAGUUACUGUCAAUUACAAUCAACAACAACUAGCCACACCAAUAAGAUUGUGUCUCGCCCUAGGGGGCCUUCAAAGCUUCUCCCAUUGGCAGUGAUGCCGCCAUUAUAUGAAGUCUCUGUGCUCUUGUCAGGUAUUCCUGGUGGCCACUGAAGGAUGAGUGGAACCCUUAACAGGAUGGCAACAAUCUCAUAGCAAGCACAUCUUUGUCAUUGUAGCACACUUACUUGUUAGAGGGAAGAUGGUUCUGGUAGGAUCCCUGUGGUGAGCAAAAGAUUAUGCCUAUGCCAGCCGGAAACCUGAUCCUGCAAUUAUAAUUCUGUUUUGAAGACCUUCUAAGAGAAGCUGGAUCUCUGUUUGCCGUUUGUCUGGGAGGCAUGAACAGAAGAGGACUACCACGCUCAGGUCCUGUUUGUGGCUUCCCGGAGGCAUCUAGUUGGCCUCUGUAUAAACAGAAUACUAGACUAGGUGGGUCUUUGGUCUGAUCUACCAGAGCUCCUCUGACGUUCUUAAGUCUUCCACUGUAACUCAGAUGAGUGUAAGGCGAUCUCAAGAAACGUGAAAAGCACACUUACCAGUAUUGUUAAAUGCAUUUUUGUUUGAUAAAUGGUCAGUGCAGGAAACAGUGAUCAUUGCUAUAUAUGUACUAUAUAAAUAUUUAUGUAUAUAAUCUUAUUCGCUAUUGAAUGUUGCUGUACGAUACAAUAUUUUGAUUUUUAUAUAUCUUAUUUGUGUAGUUGUUUUCAUAGUCACGACCUUUAUACCAUUUUGAAAGCAGGGGGAGGGAGGGGUUGUUGUUUUUUCCGGAGGGGCUCACUUUACAUCUCAGUGUUUGGAAUUUAUCUAUGGAAGUCCAAAAGAUUACCCAAGUAGAGUAAGGCAGUCAAAUGUUACCAAAAUGGAUUAUUACAAUAAACUUCAAGAAUUCAGGGUUAUGACCUGCUUUUGUCGAUCUGUUGUUCAACAUUUUAUUUUUAGAACAGACAGAGCACGCUUGCAAUUGAGGAUCCAACACUACUUGCUGGGAAUGGGAUUUGUUUCCCAGGUAUACAGUGUUGCAAAUUGUGGCAUUGCACUAAAGAGAAACAUAAAAGCCCCAGUUUGAACUGCUUUGCUAGUGCAAAAGUGCACAUUAUUAGGUGUAUUUGGGUGGUAGACAAUGAAGUUUUACUCAGAGUAGACCCACUGAAAUCAAUGAACAUGGCUAAGUUAGGUUCAUUUAAUUUCAAUGGGUCUCCAUUCAAUGGGCAAAACUUAGUUGAAUACUGUCAUUGGUAUGGCUGAGAAACCAACAGACGCUGUGGACUUCCCUCUCCAAGAGCAGCUUGGCAGGUCAAAGCCUUCCUGGUGCGGCAGUGGGAAGCUCUAUCAGAAUUGCUUUUCUAUGAAUGCUGCUCUGUGGGUAGUAGAGCUGGAAAUGGAACAUGGUGGAGUGG
Molecule: messenger RNA, 6262 nt
Organism: Zootoca vivipara (common lizard)
Lineage: Eukaryota; Metazoa; Chordata; Lepidosauria; Squamata; Lacertidae
Source: RefSeq, a predicted model, not a curated record